GACGAUGAAGGCGUAGGCGUGGUGCAUUGUGGGAGCAAUCGCUUGAGGAUAAGGAAAGAUUAGCAGCAAACGCUAAGAAUAUAUCGUGCGUUUUUAUCACCUGUGUAUCAGUUUAUAAUCGGAUCGUGUUUGUUCGAAUAAUUAAGGAAAUGAUCAUAUUACCUUUGAAACGAAUGAAGUAAAAAAAUAGUCUCAAGUCUGUAUGUUUCAGGAUGAGCAUGAAUUGUACAGUAUGUGUGUAAUGCUGUGUGGGUUUGACACACACACAAACAACAACAACAACAGACAGACAGCUAUAAUUCUGACAUAUUUGUGAUUUAAGAAGUGCCCAUGGCGUCCAAAGCGCCUUUCACUGACUCUGACACUGCUGAUGAAGCUGUCAGAUCAACAUGCGACGAUGCGUCCAUAUGCAAAAGGUUUGCAACAAGCAAAGGAUACUGGAACGACCCGUACAUUCAGAAUUUUGUGCGUCAGACGGGUGAACGCAAGGCCCCUGAGAUUAACCGAGGGUAUUAUGCCCGUGUCCAUGGAGUGAAUCACUUGCUUGAUGCAUUUCUUGAAAAGACUCAUUGUGACUGCCAGGUGGUGAGUCUUGGAGCUGGACUGGACACCACUUUCUGGAGACUGAAGGGUGAGAAUACUUUGCCGAAAAAGUACUUUGAAGUUGACUUUCCGAUGAUUGUCGCCAGGAAGGUACACCAUAUCAAGACAAAACCUCAGCUGUCGAAGCCCUUGAUGGAGACCCAUUCAGCUGAUUCACUCCUAUUAGAUGGUCACAACCUGGACUCAGACAGAUACUGUAUCAUUAGUGCUGAUCUCAGAGACCUCCCAAGUUUGGAGGAAAAACUCCGAAAAUUUCACAUCAAUACAAAAUUGCCAACACUCUUUGUUUCUGAAUGUGUGCUGGUAUACAUGACCCCAGAGCAGUCCUCCAAGCUGGUGCACUGGGUUUCACACACUUUCCACACUGCCAUGUUCAUCAACUACGAACAGGUGAACAUGGCUGACCGCUUUGGGCAGAUCAUGAUUGAGAAUCUGCAGAGACGACAAUGUAAUCUGGCUGGAGUGGUUGUGUGCCAGUCCUUGGAUUCUCAGAAGGAACGCUUCCUGUCUACAGGAUGGGAGAGUGUGAACGCACUGGACAUGAUGGCAGUCUAUAGCCUGCUUCCUCAGGAAGACAUAAGCAGGAUUGAGCGACUGGAGUUUUUAGAUGAAAAAGAGCUACUCCAGCAGCUCCUACAGCACUACAGUAUCUGUUGGGCAGUGAAGGACACGCUCAAUCUUGGCAUUUCUGAAAUUGGGUUUUAAGUUUAACUGCAACCUGGUUGGGAGGACUAGAAGUCUCUGUGCCAAGGUCAACAUGAAUCGGAGGAAGUCAUUUCUGCGUAUUUUUCCUUUAUGACGUCAAUAAAAAAGAUGAGACCACAAAA
Silurus meridionalis is the source of this 1430-nucleotide messenger RNA. RefSeq names its product leucine carboxyl methyltransferase 1 (gene lcmt1). Bases 331 to 1308 code for a protein of 325 amino acids. Gene Ontology annotation, molecular function: protein C-terminal leucine carboxyl O-methyltransferase activity. Gene Ontology annotation, biological process: C-terminal protein methylation. The transcript is spliced from 11 exons. Lineage: Eukaryota; Metazoa; Chordata; Actinopteri; Siluriformes; Siluridae. Gene Ontology annotation, cellular component: cytosol. The record is from RefSeq and is a predicted model, not a curated record.